GUCUUUAUGUAACUUACAACUUUAUAUCAAUACAUCAGAAAAUCUUUUUUUCGACAUCAAAGACAAUGUCAUAUUUCAAAUCAUUUUUGAAAUAUUACGACAUAUUAAAGUAUUUUUUACGCAGGGUAAAUCAAAAUCUCCUUUCUUUAUGAUUAACACCCCCAUAAUUUGAAAACGUUGAUCAGUUACUGUUAAUGGCGACGGGGAAUGAGUCAAGGGAGGAAGAUCGGCGGGUGAUCCGGCGUGAACGCAGCUCUAGCGACACUCCAGCCCUGCUUGACUCCAGGAAUAAGGAAACAGUAGAAUCAGGCACCAUAUCAGAAGCAGAUGCAAUGAAGUCGGGCUCGAGCCUUGUGCCGGGCUCGCGAACACCUCCGGUGGAGAGGAAGAGCAGGUUCGCCACACUCGGACGCAUCUUCAAACCAUGGAAAUGGCGGCGAAAGAAGAAGAGCGAAAAGUUCAAACAAACAUCGAUAGUUUUGGAGAGGAAGAUUUCCAUGCGUUCCACACGAGAGGAUCUAGUGAAGAGAGGGGUGCUGAAGGAUACAGAAGGAGAUGGUGCAGUUCCACAAGCAACUCAGGAAGCUGGAGCCUCAGAUGCCACCAGGAACACCCCCCUUACCACAGUGGAAGAGACUCCUGAGGCAGCAGGAGGGGAUGCUGCCUCCCCCCACAUUGCUAAUGGUGCAGUCACAAACUGUGAAGAAACCCCUGCCCCACCCCUGCCUGCUGUCCUCCCCACCCCAGAGGGAGGAGACAGCCCUGCCCCACCCACAGCAAUAGUCCAACACAAGCCCUCCCCACCCAUACCACCAAAAAGAGUUGGCUUCAGCCUACCCAAACGUCCUGCGGAAAGCCCAGCCAAAGUAGAAGGAAGGGAAGAGGAUGCUAGGGAUACAGACCAGGUGGUACCAGAGAUGCAGUUUAAGAAAGCUGAUCAACCUACCAAUGAGAUGGAGGGAAGAAAGGAAGAAGAAGAGGAGGAGAAGGAAACAGCUGCACCUGCCAAACCACCGAAGGAGAGGGUUCGCUCAGUGCCCAGUGCUGAAGUGUCUGCCCUGAUACAGACCCUGGAGGACCAGCUGAAAAAUGUUGCUGUGUCAUUGGGCCCUGACAAGGACAGAAGAGACAUGGCUGGGCAGUCAGCGAUGCCCCCUAUCAUCAAGGUGAAAACUCCAUCGUUGGCAGAACCUGACAGCGAUGGUGAAGAAGACGACAAAGAAAAUAAGCCAGUAAACCGUAAGGGUCUGCGGGCACGGUUCUCAGAUGAAGAUGAAAGCAGUGAGGAGGAGGGGUCCCCACGAUUUGUGAUGUACUUGCUGCCUGUACUCCCCCCCUUCCUGGUGUGGCUGUCCUACACCCUUCCCAUGCUCCUCUUCUCACUGCUGCGGUGCCUGGCCCAUGUGCUGUCCAUCUGGCGGCUCUGGCACUGGUCGGGGCUGGCAGCCAAGGUGGCGAGGAAAGACAGUCUGGCACUGAAGCUGAGCCAACGCCCCACUAGGAGGGAACUGAUCGAGAAGAACAUCAUCCCCAGCAUCAGUGACAAAGAGCGGCAGGAGAACCGCGAAGUCGUCGGAACAAAGCUCAACAGGCGGCUGAGUCUCAGGCCCACAGCUGAAGAGCUACAGCAGAGGGGGAUACUGAAAGUUAAGAAUGAAGAGGAAGCUCGUCAGGAAAUGCAGGAAAAGAAGAGAACACUGACCAGGAAGUUGAGUUUCCGGCCAACAGUUGAGGAACUUCGUCAAAGGGCAAUCCUGACAUUUAAUGACUAUGUGGAGGUGGCUGAGGCCCAAGACUAUGACAGAAGAGCAGACAAACCUUGGACUAGACUAACUCCAAAAGAUAAGGCUGAUAUUAGGAAAGAGCUUAACGACUUCAAAAGCUCAGAAAUGGAGGUACAUGAAGAGAGCAGACACCUCACCCGCUUCCAUAGACCAUGAUCUCUGACCUUUGACAUCUUAACGCACACUGCAGUCCAAUUUUGCUGACAGAUACAAAUGUAGGAUUAUGGAAAUGUUUGGUAUGUGCUAACACAUGACAGGUCAGUGGUAGGUACAUUUGUAAUGUUGAGGUCUUAGGUGGAGAAUAUUUACAAUGUUUAUAUUUGCAUUCUCAAACUAUUGUCCUUUGCACAUAAUGAUGAAGAAAAUGCAUAUAAUCUUAGCUGAACAGGGAAGGGUAGACAAACUUAAGAUUAAGGUACCUCUGGAUACUUAUUGAAUACAUUUUACAUUCUACAUGUUAGAUGCUUCAUGCACCUUCAUGUAUAUGUUGGUCUGGUACAUGUACAUUGUAAACAACCCAGAUGCUUCCAAAUGAGGUCUAAAAUGACAGUUGUAUUUAUUGGACCAGAAUAUCCCUGCUUGUAUACGUGGGACAGUUGUAAAGCAAAUUUCCGUAGGAUUUCUGCUCUUUGUACUUCUCAUAUGACCAGUCCUGCUACCAUAAAUACAUUAAAUAUUGUAUACAACAAAUCUGGCCAGGGGUAUCCUGCCUAGUAUACACAGUGCAGUAAUACAUGUAUAAUCUUUUUGUAUUGGAAUCAAUCUUGUCCAUGUAAGAUACCUAUUAUAUUCUUUCAGGCAAGAACUAACAUUGGCCAGAUUUUAACACUGCAUCUGUAUGUUACCACUACCCAGAAAAACCAUAAUGGUUAUGGUUAACGGGCUUACCUUGGUAUUUUUCAGAUUUUUCCCAACUUAUUUUGAAGCAGUCAUAGUACAGAAUCACAUAAUGGGAAACAUUCCCUUGGACUGUAGCCGUAACGAGUUAUGCUAAAUUUUGUUCUCCCAGGCCUUGGACAUUAAAGUUAACUCUAGAAGAAGAUGCUCUGUACCAAUAGGUAAUGAUAUUAGGAAGUACUAAAAAUGCAUACUACAUGUACUACACAGUAUAUGAUAAAGUACCCAAGAGACCUGUGUGCAUCAAAAAGCAUUCAGUAUUCUACUUAUUGAUAAGUACCCUCUAAUUCAAUUUCAUUGUACCUUCUAAUAUCAGCCUAUGGCUGAAUGUAAUGUGCCUAACAAGGCCUCAAAAAGAUUUCAAAAAUAAAUUCAGGGCUGAUAAGAAAAACGUUAUGAACAUUAGGCCUUCUUGGUGUGUAUCAGUAGAUUUAUUAUUGUGCUGUAGACUCUAGAAGUCUGGGUAAUCUACUUACACUUACUGGACAGACAGCAUACAAAAACAAACUGUAGCAAAGAGGUUAACAGUGUUUGAAGGGUUGUAGUUAUCUGUACUGCAGAUUCAUCUGUACUGCAAUAUCAUCCCACUGUUUAAAGCAGAUUGGACUAGUGCAGAGAAUGCACUGCGACCUUUUGGUCACUUGAAAUUUGCGGUAAUUGUUUAAGCUUACUGUGACUAAUCUGAGGCCCUGUUCAUGAUGCAAAAAAUGAAACGGUUCUAUCGGUUAGGCAAGCUGAAACGGAUAAGUUUUGUCAUCAUGAACGCUCCGAAACAGAUCUGAAACGAUUUUUUUUCCUCGGGAGGUGGUUCUGAAACGGUUUCUAGGUUAUCCGGAAUUGCGAAUUUUCAUCAUGAACGCAAAAGCGGCGCGAUCCGUUUUACAUCCGGGCACGUGCGUUCAUGUUUGGUGGCGCCACAGGGAAAAAGUACAAUCUGUGAUUCAGGUGUUUCGGCUGCAUUUUCAGAUUUAGUAAAAUUCGUUUUUAUUAUCGGGCUGCCUCCUGGUAGACUGAGGAGCCAGCAGUCCUGAUAUCGCAAGGGAAUGUGUCAGGAGAUCCAGUGGAAAUGUCAUAGCAUGGCAUAUAUCGAGACCACAAUGUUUUCAGAGGCAUUUCCAAGGUCAUGACAGAACCCAGCUUCGAUUUCAGUAAGGCAUUUUGGUUCAAUUUCGAUCAAAGACCAAUAAUCUGACACAGAAGUACAAGUUAGGGAAAAGGUCACAACAACCUCAGGGGUCAGAGGUCACAUUACCAUGCAUUACCAUGCCUCUUGAAGCUUGCUUGAAGGAACUGAAAAGGUUUGCAAACUGUUUCCUGACGGAUUUCCAGGCCUAACCGAUAGAACUGUUUCAUUUUUUGCAUCAUGAACGGGGCCUGAGUGGUUGAACAGUUGAAGGAAUAAUAGCUUUCAUCAAUGGAAGUCUAAAUGUGGCAAAGAUUUUUGUAUAAACUGGCAUCAACCUGACUGCUAUGAAUAGAAAUAUAUAGUUUCAGCUCAACAUUCAUGCAAUGUCAAAGUCAUGGCAGACCUUAAGAAAAGGAAUGAUUACUUUGGAUUUUGAACUUUUUGCCAUGUCUUGUUGGUCUGGUACAAAUUGUUUGAGAACUCCAAACCCUUGACUUUUGUGCUGAGAAAUUUCCAUUACCACAAACUUCAAUCAGUGCCAGAUAAUGUCAAUGAAGGUUAGUGCCGGAUAACAUGGUUAUUCAUGACAAAGACAUAAAAUCACAGCCGACAUUUUGAUGACCGUCUGUCACCUUCUUCAGGGUAAUACUAACAUUAGUUCUAUUCCACACUGCAGCUACAUGGAGGAGGAGCUGCUGAUUAUGCUGUUCCAAAUGUGAAGAAUGUUGUCAUAUGUGCAGUCCUAUGACAAUUCUUCACAUUUGGGGCUGUAUUAUAAGCAGCUACGUCUUACCCUUGCCCUCCAUCUAGAAACUUAGUCGUGAGAGAUGCUGCCGAAGACCUUUUAUGUGACAGUGAGUUUGAUUGAAUAUUCAAUCCACACUGUAGCUGUCCUGUCUGCUGCCAUACCUGGUUAGAUACUGUUGUGUUGUUUAGAUCUGACACAGCUACAUAGAAGUUGCAGUUUGUAUCAAUUUAAAAAGAAUGUCCUGGGGUUAAUACCGUUGUAAGUGUUGUGUUUGUAACAGGUUCUUGUGCACCUAUGUUGGCUCUGCUGCAUAAUCAGGUCAGAAGCAACUGAAUAUACAUGUACAAAAAGCUGCCAGCAUGUUUUACCUUCUAAGGCAUUGUCAGACAGUUAGCAAAGUUGUUUUUAACAUGUAUAGGAUGAGGGAAUCAGCAGAAUAUACACUCAAUGUAUGUUGAGGUACAUGAAGGACAGAGCAGUUGUGCUGUGGAAAUGAAACAUUAGUCUGACAAUGUUAGGUUACCCAAUCAAUGUGAAGAGAGUUUGUCCAUGAAUAAAGUAAUGAAGAGUGGGGAUAUUAUAGCAAACAUGAAUAAUUAGUUAAUCUUUGACCCCACAUCUGUGGUGUAAAUAGGGAAAGCAAAUACUAUAAAUGUAUGAUUUUUGAUAUGACUCAAGUAACCAACCCUGUACAGGUAUUGUCAUUUAUCCAAGGUUUGUAUAAAAUGCUGUUAUAAGUCAGGUCAACACUAACAUGAACUUCACAUUUUCACCUUCCAGACAGGACAUGUCAGGUCAGGUCAUUGUGUGACAUUUUAACAUAUAUAGCUGUAUGUGUACCAAUAUUUUAAAGCAGUAUGCUUCCAUGUACCUGACUUCUAAUGUUCUUUUCACGUAUACUUUAUUUCACAUAUGGUAUACAUAUAGGCAGAGUAUAAACAGGGUGACCCAGAAAAAAAGGGGUACCACUGAUAGUGGUUUUAUUACUAACUCAGCACAUCACUAUAUGCUGUAAUACAUGUAGUAAGCUUUUCAUAAAGCAGAGCUGAUUUGCUAAUGACAUAUCUCUAGUUAUUUAGCAUCAUUUGUGAAGCAACUGUACAUGUACAGUUUUGGUCAAACCCCUUUGGUCUAACUUUGUGUUUAAACCUAUGAGUUGGAUAUAGCACAUCAGAAAGAAUCAAAACACCAAAAUAUGUACAGUAGCAAACUAGGUCAUUUUAGGGCAUAUAGUUUUUGUUCUCGUGUAGUGCUGUGUCUGUUGUGUCAAAUGCUUACAACUACAACACAUGUCAGCCAACCCUGGUCACGGAGCAAGACAGAAGCGCUCCUUCAACACAACCAAAAAGGAUUUGAACAUAUAUUGUUUAAAACAGAUCAGUGAUAAGUGAUCAGGGAAAUGUAACUAUAAACACACAUAGUAACCUCUAACUUUAAAUGUGGGGAUUUUUUUUCUGUGUCACCCUGUACAGCAGCUAGGGGAUAGAUGAAAUGUUACCAUUAAUUUACCCAUACCAGCAAGUGUCAGAUAUGAAUCCAACUGGGUUGAUCCUACUGGCCACUCACAAACACAGCAUCCUGCAACACUUCAACCUGAAAAGCAACUAUGUCAAACAAUAGGUACAUUAUAAAUCCAUCUUUAGCAAAAAUCCAACUUGCUUAAUACACCGAUUUUGUAACUUUUUCACAAAUUGAGAUACAAGCAUCUAGUUGAGACCUUUCAAAUCAGACUUUUGAAAGUUCAAUGUAAUCCUGUUAGCUUAGAUAUUUUUAUUUUGAUGAAGUUGUUCAGCCCGGUUGUGGUUUGUUUUGAUUGGAAAAGAACAUGUUGUGGAAGGUUAGUAGGAGUGCCUUAUACUUACAGGUGAUCGACAAGGAGUUUGCUCCUGAAAAAAGAAGGUGGUGCUUAGUAGUUUGAAAAUAUUCGUUUGCAAGAUGAUUUGAGCUGUUCUAUCAUCAGAAUGAUUGUUUACAUUAUCAUAAUGAAAGUAGCGAUUAAAGAGUUUACUGAUGUGUA
Molecule: messenger RNA, 6572 nt
Organism: Branchiostoma floridae (Florida lancelet)
Lineage: Eukaryota; Metazoa; Chordata; Leptocardii; Amphioxiformes; Branchiostomatidae
Product: phosphatase and actin regulator 1-like
Exons: 13
Coding region: 195-1940 (581 amino acids)
Biological process (GO): actin cytoskeleton organization
Molecular function (GO): actin binding
Source: RefSeq, a predicted model, not a curated record